AUGUCCGAAAGUUAUGAUAUCGACAUAAACACCGGCGUCGACGAUGAGGACGCUAUGAUGGUCGACGAAGCUGUUGAAGGAUGGAUCGUUUUAGUGGUGGGACUUCAUGAAGAAUCAACAGAAGACGAACUUACCGACAAAUUUGCAGAUUUCGGUGAAAUAAAAAAUCUUCACUUGAAUUUGGAUCGACGGACAGGUUUUGUCAAGGGAUAUGCACUCGUAGAAUAUGAAACUUACAAAGAAGCUAAAAACGCAAUUGAUGCUGUUAAUGGUACUAAACUCCUUGGUAAAACUUUGCAAUGCGAUUUCGCUUUUAUAAGAGCACCUAUUAGUGCAUCUACGGGAAUAGACAGGGAUUCACGAGAUCGUGGUGCACCAAGAAAUAGGACGGCAG
This is a messenger RNA of Acaulospora colombiana, 394 nucleotides long. The record is from the annotation of a GenBank genome assembly. Lineage: Eukaryota; Fungi; Glomeromycota; Glomeromycetes; Diversisporales; Acaulosporaceae.